GUCAACCUGAACCCAUUCGUGUCGCGAAAAAUUCUGAAAAACUCAGAACUCUCCGUCUCCGCAACUCUUUACUCUCUCACGCUAACAGUGAAAAUGAUUUUGGCUGACUGAUAUUUGCCAAUCGCCACCGUGUUGUUUAUAUUAUAAUUUUAUGUACGUGUAAACCCGUGUACACUGUAGUAGUAGUCUUGUGCGCCCAGGAACCGUCCCGGGUGAUAUAUCAUUAAUAAUAAUAAGAUAAUUCUUGUAUAGUCGGUUUUUGUUUUUGUUUGUAAUAGUUUAAUUUUAAUAAUAAUAUUGUUUUUCGUAUUUAAUAUAAUUUUAUAGAUUUCGAACUUAUAUUUCUCUUUCUCUCUUUCGCUUUAUUUAUUUAUUAUCCGCCGCCGCCGCCGCCGCCGCCUCACGCUAUCAUUUCCCAGACGACAACACGGCCGUGUCGCGCGCCUCAAGCCAGUGGGUGUUAGCUGUGUGCGCGCGCGCGUGUAUCGUUCGUAAAUCGUGUGUUUGUUGGAUUUUUGUGUGUAACGCAUUGGUGCGAUAAAUCGUUUUCAAUCACAUCAAUCGACGACGACAACUACAAUCACUUUCUGAGGCCGCCAAUCGAACACCAAUGUUGUCGCAAGAAUGAGCGUUGCUGUGUGUUCAAUGUGGCUCCCAGUCAAAUGGAUAGGGACAAUGUGACUGCUAUGGAAACUGAUAAAAUAGUCGAUGACGAUAUCGGUAGUCCUCAGUAUCCACCAAUGACGAUCUUAUAUGACCCAACAAUCAAAAAAGAUUCCACAACCAAUGGUGUUGCAUCUCCACAAUUUGCCAACGAACAAGAGCUGUGUCUUAUGUACUUUGAUAAAUGGAGCGAACAGCACCAAAUCGACUUUGUCGAACACCUAUUGGCACGCAUGUGUCACUACCAACACGGACACAUAGACACAUAUCUAAAACCUAUGCUACAGAGAGACUUUAUAUCUCUCUUACCCAAAAAAGGCCUAGACCAUGUGGCCGAAAAUAUUUUAUCUUACCUCGAUGCUGAAUCUUUAUAUGCUGCUGAGUUAGUAUGUAAAGAAUGGUAUAGGGUAAUUUCAGAAGGUAUGCUUUGGAAAAAGCUAAUUGAACGUAAAGUACGUACAGAUUCAUUAUGGCGAGGGCUUGCUGAACGAAGAGGGUGGAUUCAAAACUUGUUCAAACCAAAACCAGGUGAACACCACCCAGAUCAUUUCUCCUACAGGGCUCUGUUUCCUAAAAUUAUACAAGACAUAGAAAGUAUAGAAUCAAAUUGGCGAACUGGCCAUUUUCUAUUACAAAGGAUAAAUUGCCGAUCAGAAAACUCCAAAGGUGUAUACUGUUUACAAUAUGAUGACAAUAAAAUUGUCUCAGGUUUACGUGAUAAUACCAUAAAAAUAUGGGAUAGAAAUACAUUAGAAUGUGUUAAGGUAUUAACUGGCCAUACCGGGUCAGUUUUAUGUUUGCAAUAUGACGACAAAGUGAUUGUGAGUGGUUCCAGCGAUAGUACAGUUCGUGUAUGGAAUGUUGUUACUGGUGAAAUGGUCAAUACUCUAAUACACCAUUGUGAAGCAGUCUUACAUUUAAGGUUUAGCAACAAUAUGAUGGUCACUUGUUCAAAAGAUCGAUCAAUAGCUGUAUGGGAUAUGGUGUCAGCUAGUGAAAUGACUUUGCGGCGUGUCUUAGUUGGUCACCGAGCUGCAGUAAAUGUUGUAGAUUUUGAUGAUAAAUACAUCGUAUCAGCUUCUGGAGACCGUACUAUUAAAGUAUGGAAUACAUCAAGCUGUGAGUUUGUACGUACCCUUAAUGGUCACAAACGUGGUAUUGCCUGUCUUCAAUAUAGAGAUCGAUUAGUAGUUAGUGGAAGUUCCGAUAAUACCAUCAGGUUGUGGGAUAUUGAAUAUGGUGCUUGUUUGAGAGUACUUGAGGGCCAUGAAGAACUAGUACGAUGCAUUAGAUUCGAUAGUAAAAGAAUUGUCAGUGGCGCAUAUGAUGGGAAAAUCAAAGUAUGGAAUUUAGUAGCAGCUUUAGAUCCCAGAGCGCCAGCAUCUACUUUAUGUCUACGUACACUUAUGGAGCACUCGGGACGAGUGUUUCGACUCCAGUUUGACGAGUUCCAAAUAGUCAGCUCUUCACAUGAUGAUACAAUACUUAUUUGGGACUUCCUCAACUAUAAUGAUACAAAUAAUUCAGCAGCGGGUGCAAAUGACGCCCAUCCUCCUUUACCUCCUGGUUUUGAUUAACCCAAUGGGCUAGUCAUCUGUAAUUGACUGGAUAAGGUUUGUGUAUAAUCAUAUACAGAACUCGUUUUAAAAUAUCACUAAAAGAUGGUAAAACAAUAUUCUAUCACAUCUUGUUCUCAUUUUAUUUAUAUAUAUAUAUGUAUAUUGUAUAUAUAAUAACAUUAUAUAUUUAUGUAUGUAUAAUAUAAUUAAUAACUACAAAAACGCCCAAAAUAACUGUGCCAAUGUUCAGAUGUUCUCUAUUACCCUUAUAUAUAGGUACACGUGAUGUUUCUCUUUUCAAAUACACUAUAUUUAUAUAUGCAUGUAUAUAUAAUAUAUAUAUUUGUGUAUGUGUAUGUAUGUAUAUAUAUAUAUAUAUUAUAUAAUAAAAAAUUUCUAGAAGGGCUUAAAUGCUUAAAUUUUUAAUUAAUUUUAACUGAAGGUCUGUGAUUUUUCAAUAUGAAUUUUCUAAAAGAAAUUAACCAGACAAGUGCAAUGACACUUCUAUUCUUUCCUUUUUUAAAACUUUUUCUCAAUCGUAAAUAUACAUCAUGUUUGCUUUAAAUAACAAAACAUGUUUGUAGAAUAAUUGAUUUUUUUGUAAUAAAAAAAAAAAACAAACAUACAAAAAUGGCAUCAACACUAAUAUUUGUAUAGUCCCUAUUCGAAUAAGUUUUAAAAACAAUUUUCUUUGUAUAAAAGUGAUUUUGUAUAAUUUAUAUAAUUAUUAUUAUAAAAUACAAAUUAUAUUAGAAAACAAAA
Acyrthosiphon pisum (pea aphid) is the source of this 2984-nucleotide messenger RNA. It is a transcript of the gene slmb, whose product is annotated as beta-transducin repeat containing E3 ubiquitin protein ligase slmb. The transcript has 11 exons. Lineage: Eukaryota; Metazoa; Arthropoda; Insecta; Hemiptera; Aphididae. The record is from RefSeq and is a predicted model, not a curated record. Gene Ontology annotation, molecular function: protein dimerization activity. The coding region runs from base 663 to 2240 and encodes 525 amino acids.